CUGUAUAUAGUAUCAGCUGUAGGCGCUAUAGUAGUGGCAAGAAGUAUCAUGUGCUUUUCUUUUCCUCUAUUUGCAGAUUACAUGUUCGAGGCUCCGGGUGAAGGAUGGGAUAAUAGUGUACUUGCUUUUACAGUUUUGAGAACCGUGUUUAUGGGCUGUCUGGCAUUGUGGUUCUAUAACAAAUGA
Talaromyces proteolyticus is the source of this 186-nucleotide messenger RNA. RefSeq lists its product as uncharacterized. The record is from RefSeq and is a predicted model, not a curated record. The annotation marks the transcript as partial. The transcript has a single exon. Lineage: Eukaryota; Fungi; Ascomycota; Eurotiomycetes; Eurotiales; Trichocomaceae.